This is a messenger RNA of Mytilus californianus (California mussel), 5031 nucleotides long. RefSeq lists its product as uncharacterized. Gene Ontology annotation, cellular component: signaling receptor complex. Gene Ontology annotation, biological process: protein phosphorylation; cell surface receptor protein tyrosine kinase signaling pathway; positive regulation of kinase activity. Gene Ontology annotation, molecular function: ATP binding; transmembrane receptor protein tyrosine kinase activity. The record is from RefSeq and is a predicted model, not a curated record. The coding region runs from base 150 to 4256 and encodes 1368 amino acids. The transcript has 20 exons. NCBI's taxonomy places the organism in Eukaryota, Metazoa, Mollusca, Bivalvia, Mytilida, Mytilidae.
GCAUGGACAAGUCCGAGUUCCCACGAUAGACGUACCUGUAGUAAAAUCACACCUGAGCUGAAAAAGACAAUGGUUCCUAAAAUAAUUAGAGGGUGAAGAAACUUGGAUGUUUAUUGAAUCAUGUGAUCCAGUUGUCAUGGAGAUAAAGAAUGAUGGGAUACCAUUCACCAGGCACUUUGAAGAAAAUACUUUCUGUUCUGGUUGUUUGUCUGUACAUAGGUUAUUCUGAAGAAUCAGUAGAAUGUAUGCAGAAAUGUUUCUGUAAAAUACCAGAUGUGCCGAGAGUGAAACGGCUGUACCAUUAUGGAUCUAGUGUUCCAAUAGUUCUGGAAGGCAGUGAUCGAUUGUCACAGAAUAUCACCAACUAUGUCUUGAAGAUUUUAUUGGAGGAGAUCAUUGGCUACAGUCAGAUUAGAAUCAACUACCAAUCAGGAGCAUUAUAUAAUACAUCAGAUGUCCUCAGAAGACUGGAUCCAUAUCAAGGAGAGGAUGGAAAUGAUGAAGCCAGAGCUAAGUUACCAGUAUCUAUGAUUAACCUGGAGGUACCAGUUCAAAAUGGUUAUGACACAAGUCCGUGGACCAGUACUGAUAGAAUACAAAAUGUGGGCUUUCUUGGACCAAAGGGGAGAUUAGGCUGGUUUGCUACCACACAUAUGGUUGAUGAGUUAUGGAGAUUAGGGAUCAUAUCAGACCACUGGAGGUCACUGUUUUCUAAGAGUGUGGCAGAAAAGUUUGCAUUGACUAGCGAGUAUGAGCAACUUAAGAAUCUGACAAUUAUAAACGACAUAACAAACAAGCAUUACUGUGAUAGUCCUAUUUGUGAGGAUGGUAUUUUUUAUGGCUAUGGUUGUCCCAAAACCAAUUUUUCUAAGUGUUCUACAUUGAUUACGUCUUUUCCAGAUUUUGAUAAUGGUGCUUUGAUAUCCCAGGUCAAAAGUCUCGGUCUUCCUGUUAAUGUUGUAUAUAUUGGUGACAAUUUUAAUGCUUUUGUACAGGACAGAUUAAAGAAAAGUCUUCCAGUUCUCUUCUUUGACAUUAAUCCAAGUAUCCUGACAUCGACAGAGAAUGUAACACGAAUAAAUUUUCCACUGUGCCAAAAGAACUCUUUCUUUUAUCCAAACAACUGUGAUUUUGAAGGAAAUCAAUACAAAAAAUUUGUAUGGACAAAGAUUCGCUAUAGUGCACCAGAAGUUUAUCAUGUGAUCUCAAAAAUGAAAUUUACUGAUGAGAUUUAUACUCAGCAGUUUAUUAAAAGAUACAAAUAUUAUGGAUCUACAGAAAAAGCGGCUUGUAGUUAUUUAAGAUACCACCAAGAUGAGUGGCAAAAAUGGAUCCCGCCAAAUUUAUCCAGUAAAAUUAAAGUAUCGUUACUUAGUUUCUUUCCCUUAUCUGGAUCUAGAUGGCGACAACCAGGACUAAUUCAGGGAGCUAAGCUUGCACUUGACAUUGUGAACAAAAAUCGUCAUAUAUUACCAAAUCAUGACUUAGAAAUGGUGGUUGUUGAUUCUCAGUGUCAGCCUGGUAUAGCAUUGAAAGAAUUCAUUAGAUAUGUUGGAAAACGAUCGGCUAUUCCUAUUGCAGGAGUUUUAGGUCCAGCAUGUUCAGAUGAAACAGAACCAAUUGCCUCAUUGUCCCGCCACUUUAACAUGUUAACUGUUAGUUAUGGUGCCGAGGCUUCAUCUUUAUCAAACAGAGUUAACUACCCUUUUUUCUUCCGAACUAUCCCAGAAGUUAGCCAUCACAAGUUUGUAUAUGAGAAAUUUUUCCAUGCGAUGAAUUGGAACCAGCUAGGUGCCAUGUCUGAAGGAGGACAAGAGUUACCAGAAUAUCAUCUUAUGCUCCAGGAAUAUCUCCAUCAGAGAGGUGUCUCUGUCAUUGUCAAACAUAACAUUCAGGGAACACUACAAAAUUCAGAUGUAUCAGAGAUAUUUGCUGAUUUGAGAUCAAAGAAUGUUAAAAUAAUAAUAGCAGACUUUUACAUGCCAGCAGCUAGAGCAGUCAUGUGUGAAGCUUGGAGACAGAGAAUGACAAGUCGAGAGGGUUAUGUUUGGUUUCUACCUUCCUGGUACCCUAAUGACUGGUGGGAUGUUGAUUUUUACAAUAGCUCACCUAAUCCAACAGAAUCACGUACCCAGGAGAAUGUACCUUGCUCAUCAGACAUGAUGAAGUAUGCUACAGAUGGAUAUUUUGUAUUAUCAAAGACAUUUUCUGAUUCAGACAACACUUUAAUUGUUGGGAACAUAACAGUUGGACAGUACAAACAGAUGUACGCUAAACGUGUUGGAGAAGCAGGAGUAGCAGGGAGUGCCUUUGCCAGUUAUGUUUAUGAUGCUGUGUGGGUUUAUGCUUAUGCCUUAGAUAAACUGUUCAAAAAUGAACCAGGAGCCUUGGAACUGAUUCAUUCCAAAUCUACAGCUCAGAAACUAGCAGACUAUGUGAACCAGACAGAUUUCCAUGGGGUAUCAGGACAUAUCAAGUUUAAUGGUAGUAACCGACCAGGAACUAUAAAUAUAUUACAACACUUCCACAAUGGAACACGACUUGUAGGACAAUUUAUGCCUGGUUUACAUGGAGGCAAACUACAAAUUGAUGAAACUAAGAUUCGCUGGUUAACAUCACAGGGUAAACGACCUUCAGAUGGUCAUAUAGAUGUUGAAGAAUGUGUAGUAGAAACUUUCCGGAGGGCUUUUGGAGUAACCUGUGAGAUGGCUAUAGUUAUUGCUAAUGUGAUUGGUUUUGGUGUCUUCCUCAUUCUGGUUGUAUUGGUGCUAGUUUUUAUAAAAUUCAGAUAUGAUGCCAAAAUGAGAAAAACACACGAAAGAAUGAAAGAAUUAGGUUUGCUUUCUCCUGACAUGUCUCCGUGUUUAUCUUUGGAUGAAUGGGAGAUGGCGAGAGACAAAGUUGUUGUGAACAGGAAAUUGGGAGAAGGAGCCUUUGGAACAGUAUUUGGUGGAGAAGCUUUCCUUGAUGGUCGUGGGUGGGUGGCUGUAGCAGUUAAAGCAUUAAAAAUCGGAGCCAGAGUUGAUGAAAAGAUUGAUUUCCUAAGUGAGGCAGAUAUUAUGAAGAGAUUCAAACAUCCAAAUAUUGUACAGUUACUAGGUGUGUGUACCAGAGGAGAACCUGUCUAUGCUGUUAUGGAGUACCAUCUGCAUGGUGAUUUGAAAACCUAUUUGUUAUCACGUAGGAAUUUAGUAGGAAGUGAUUGCAAAGAGGCAUUAGAUAUAAGUUCUGAAAGACUGACCAAAAUGGCAUUGGAUGUAGCCAGUGGUCUCAAAUAUAUGCAUGACUUGAAAUAUGUACAUAGAGAUUUGGCUUGUAGAAACUGCUUAGUUCAUUCCAACCUAACAGUGAAAAUAGGAGAUUUUGGAAUGACUAGACCAAUUAUAGAAUCUGAUUAUUACAGAUUUACCAAGAAAGGUAUGUUACCAGUUAGAUGGAUGUCACCUGAAAGUUUAUGGGAUGGACUGUUUACUUCAAAGUCUGACAUUUGGAGCUAUGGAGUACUGCUGUAUGAGAUUGUAACAUUUGGUAGUUUUCCAUACCAAGGUCUGACUAAUAACCAAGUUAUAGAAUAUGUGAAGAAUCAAAACAGACUAAUAUUACCUGGAAACUGUCCUGAAGAUAUAUACAGAUUUAUAUAUAAUUGUUUGGCAUCUGAAUCAAAGGAUCGUCUGGACUUACCAGAUAUCAUAAGGUUUCUGAAAGCAAACCCUUCAUUUUUGGAACCAUGUUUAGAUGCUCCAACUAACAGUGUUUAUCUUGCUGACGAUCUAGAUCCAAUAGAAUUUAAAUCAACGUCUUGUCAUUCAACGAUGACCAAAUCACAUUCCACUAAUUUUUUGAACUUUUUUAACCGUCUGUCUCAAAGUUCUCAGGACGCAAAACGUUUGAGUGGCGGAAGUCAAAGUAUAAAAUUGUUGACACCUACAAAAACAUUGGUGAAACCAGCAUUCAGUCCCUCAAGUCCUCAGGGAAGACAACGAAGCAACAGCAUUGGAACGCCACAGGCUCUUCAAAAAGACAAAUAUAGUGAUCAUUAUGAAGUCCCAGACAUUAGUCCAACAGGAUCCAUCUCAAAUAAAUCCCAUAGGCAUUCACAUGAAAUCCCCUCAUCCUUUUCACAAUGUCUUCCAUUACUUACAUCAAGUGAGAAAGGAGAUCGAGGCGAUGAGACCAGUGAUUAUUUUAGUGACAAUUCAAAAGAGCUUUGUCAAAAUUUAACAUUUGAAAUGUGUCAGACUAUUACCUCUGUAUGAUCUCAUACAUUAUAUAUAGUUAAUUAUAUCAGUAGAUUUGGUCCGUUUUUGUCAAAAUGUGAUUUUAUGAACAUUGUACUAAGUAAAUAAAAGUUAAGCAACAUCUAUUUUAAAACAAAAAAAUCUUGAAAUUUUUACGUUAUGCCACAUCCCUUUUUAAUACAAAAAAAAUUGAAAUUAAAAUUUUUUUUUUUUUUUUUUUUUUUAAUUGCAUUUAUGUCAAUUAAAAAAUGCACCUUAUCCUUUAUUUUCUUUUUUACAAUAAUUUUUUUUUUAUGUUUUGAAGUUUACGUAAUUUUUGAAAUACCAAAUUUUAAAUAAGUGUUUCUUAUUUUUUUUUUUUUACUCAGUAUUUUUAAUUAUCGGAGCCAGUUUCCCUGUUACAGAAAGUGAAAACAGUAUGACAGUUCCAAAAUUAAACAUACUUUAAGAAUAGUUGACAACUUCUAAGUGGUCAAAAGAGUCGUGAAUCUUCCUGUCAGAAAAUAAAAUUAGGCAUAUAUUGUUAGAUUACACAUCAAGGAACUAAAAAGCAUGUGCUGAUUGAUGCUGAUAAGGCCACACAAAAAUUUAAUUGUACUUCUUAAUUUUUUUGAAAUAAGAAAUGCAAGCAAGAUAAUAUUUUUUAAAAAUUUAUUUCAUGAAAAAGACUAUACGAGGGGGAAAACUAAUUAUGAUUUGGAAUUGAAAUUUUUAUAAGAUAUUUGUUAUUCAGCGAGAAAAAAUUUCAAAUUAAACUUAAUGAAAGCUUUCGUCUGUAAGUUUAUUUUUAUAU